Messenger RNA from Histoplasma mississippiense, 2883 nucleotides. RefSeq lists its product with no specific name. The coding region runs from base 1 to 2883 and encodes 960 amino acids. The record is from RefSeq and is a predicted model, not a curated record. NCBI's taxonomy places the organism in Eukaryota, Fungi, Ascomycota, Eurotiomycetes, Onygenales, Ajellomycetaceae. The transcript is spliced from 8 exons.
AUGGCGCCGAUCAGAAACUGGCCGUUCAGGGAGUCUGAGAAAUAUCUUGAUCUUAGCCUAGCGCCUGAAAAGGUCCGCCAAGCUGCCAAUAAUGACCGCAGCCAACCACGGAUACUUCGCCAAUGGCGAAGCUAUCUCCGCAAAGAGGGAGACCCCGAGGCGGCCCUACUGAACGGCCAGCAUGCUGAUCAGAGUGACGAUCAGGAUGUCUCCGACAGCCUGGCAUCAAGGUCCCGCAGUCGAGGCCGCAAAUUCCCUGCCUCUGUUUCUCACAUCCGUGUGAAUAAGCGUACCUAUAAAGACAAAGAUGAUCCGAGACGAGGGUCAGAGGAGACAGAGUUGAUGCACAGAGAAAGAACCGAUGCUUCAUCAGGAUCCACCGCCUAUCAAUCCAACUCCUCAUAUUCCGAAGUGAAAACGGCCUAUGAUGGCAGGCAAAUUUCCAAUGAGCCUGAAGCAAGAACUGUCAACGCCCAUCAUAAAAGAGCGUGGAUCAGAGGAGCUUUGCUAUCUACUUACCUUGCCUGCAUUGUUCUGCUUGUCAAUAUCAUCAUCACCCUUCUUGCUACCUUAAGGGCGUACGGGAAAUAUGAGAGCGUGGAAUUCAUAUCCGUACCAAUAUAUCAAGGAAAAUGUUCGGUUUCGAGAAACUGGGAUACGGGGCUACACUUCUUGAUCAACUGUUUAAGUGCGGUGACACUUGCCACCAGUAGCUAUUGCAUGCAAUGCCUAAGUUCGCCAUCCCGAGCGGAUACUGAUCGCGCACAUGAUCAAGGGACGUGGCUCGAAAUCGGAACGGCCAGUGUCAGCAACUUCCGUUUUGUUGGGUACAAACGGCUGGGCCUCUGGCUAGUAUUGCUGCUUUCUUCACUACCAAUUCACAUUAUAUAUAACUCCGUCAUAUUCGCCUCCACUGCCGUGCAUCAAUACAAAGUCUUAGUAGCCCCCAACAUAGGCGAUUACAGCCUUGUGGCUAGCGAAUGUGUUAGGUCUGCCCUAAACCUCACGAAAUUCGAUUUUCUCCAAUCCAUGACUCAUGACUCUUUUGAACGCCUUUCACCGAAGGAAUGCAUCGAUACAUUCGCUGUUGACUACCUACCAGGUAGUGGCACUCUUGUGAUCCUGACGGACGACUUGGGCCAUGAAAAUGUCACUGUCUGGGAUUCUGGCACUGGUAGCGGUCCAAGAAGGGCGAUGAAAAAAGGGAAAAAAGACUACGACUGGAUGUGUCGCGGCCAGCAGGGGUUGGAUGAAUGUAACGACGAUCAGAUUGACCCUGCAAACUGGAAGGUGACAGCUUCGCCUUUGGAAGUUAAGCGGCUGAAUAUAACAGCGCCUACUCAGAAGGGAACAGUAACCUUCAAUAAGGAUACGUAUGCGGAGGUGUCACCAUGCUACAGUAAACCGCUGACCGCACCUGAUACACUCUGCCGAGAUAUGGAAAUUCUUUAUCGUUAUAUUUCAGAGAAUCAAGAUAUUGGCGCUGUUAGCCGUUUCCUUCGCGAUCCCCAGAAUUGGGCCAACAGCUCGUGGGCUGAUGCAGUUACCGCUGAAAGUAUUUCUGAAUGCGCAUAUCCAAAUGAAAAUGAGCCGGCCAAAACGGAGACUUUUAAAGCGGCAGGUUGCCUCAGCGAGAAAAUUCCUGAAAAUUGCGAACUCAGGUUCAGUUUCCCAGUCGCCAUCGCCAUACUUGGGCUCAAUAUUGUCAAUGUCAUCUGCAUGUUCAUAACAGCCCAUGAUGCCAGGGACGAUGUGCUGCUGACUAUAGGAGACGCAAUAUCGUCAUUUCUAAGUCAGCCUGAUCCCAAUAGCCGAGGUCGAUGUCUUUCGUCCAAAUCAAACGUGUAUACCAGAGCAUUUACAACCUCUUCAGAGACGCGUUAUUCUGAGGUCAAUAUCCCAAAACGUCUGCCGAGGCCCAGAAGAUGGUUUCAUUCGGUAAAUUCGUUCCAUUGGUACAUAGUAGUUGCACUGUACUUUGCCAGCCUCGCCGCUGCUAUCUAUUUGCAUCGAAUCGAAUUCGGCUCCGGAUAUGGUGAAGGGAAACUCCCUGGGUUUUCGGCCGACUCCGCCAAAGCCGGCUCAGCCAUCUCGAUCUUUUCGCUCAAGUCCAGCCGCUCGAAAGAUAUCAUGUCAUUAAUGAUUCUUGCACACUCUCCUCAGCUUGUGAUCUCGAUUUCGUAUUUCCUUUACAACAAUAUUCUAACGUCCAUGCUCCUCGCUGCCGAAUACAACGGCUAUGCUCUACAUCGUAACUAUCUCCGGGUCACCAAGCCACAAGGAAAGCAAAUGUCCGAAUUCUAUAUUAGUCUUCCAUACAAAUACAGUCUGCCAUUGAUUGCUGUAUUUGUUGUCCUGCAUUGGUUGGCAUCACAAUCUUUGUUUUUUGCGCAGGAAAUUCCCUAUUAUUUUGACGGGCGGUUGGCCGACAAAUACAUAAUGAGUUCGUUGGGCUUCUCCCCAAUUCCUAUGAUAAUCGCCAUGACGCUUGGAAGUCUUAUGCUCGUAGCAGUAUCUGCGUUGAGCAUGAGACGUUUCGGCUCCAGGAUGCCUCUCGCCGGUAAUUGCAGUGCUGGAAUUAGCGCAGCCUGCCAUCCACCAGAGAAUGAUAGGGACGCCGCAUAUGAGCCUGUUAAGUGGGGCGAGGUAGUAACAGCUACGCUACAGGAGUUUAGAAACUUGAGUGCAAACGGCGGCGAAGAUGACGCUCGUUCCACGCUGAGCCGGGCUAGUACGGCGACGCAGAGCCGUGGCUCUAAGUCAACAUCAGUUCGCGUAUCGCAUGCGAUGACGGCAUUAUCGUUGGAAUCUGCCGGUGUUGCGCAUUGCAGUUUUACUUCUCAUGAUGUCGUGACGCCUUCAUCGCGCCGACUGUAUUCUUAA